CUUGUUUAUAAACAAUUCUAAGCGAUUAAGCAGUGCCAAAAAUAUUACAGAAACAGCACAAAAUGAACUAUAGCUUAAGGAAUAAAUUUGACUGCAAUCAAGGAGCAAUUCGUGCUGUUCGUUAUAAUAUUGAUGGAAAUUAUUGCCUAUCUUGUGGAGCUGAUCGAAAAGUUAAGCUAAUCAAUCCUGAAUCAGGCUUAAUGAUCAAGUCGUAUACAGCUCAUGGUGAUGAAGUGAACGAUGCAACUGGGUCUUGUGAUAGUUCAUUCAUAUUAAGUGGAUCAAAAGACAAAAGUAUCAUUUAUUGGGAUGUUAUUACUGGAAUGCCGAUUAGACGUAUCAGGACGCAUGUAGGUGGAAUAACUUGUGUAAGUUUUAAUGACGAUUCUUCAGUAGCUAUUAGUGGAAGUCGUGAUAAUUCUGUACAGUGCUUUGACAUAAGAAGUCGAUCAUUAGAACCAAUACAGACAUUGAAGGAAGCUAAAGAUUGUAUCACAGAUUUAAUAGUAACAGAUAAUAAGAUCAUAUCAUCAUCUCUAGACGGAACUAUUCGAUAUUAUGACAUUCGUGUCGGAGAACUUACAAGUGAUAAAAUUGGAAUUCCAAUAGUUGCAAUGGCAAUUACUUCAGAUAAUCAGUGUAUUUUAGCUUCAUGUCAAGAUGAAUCAAUAAGACUGACAGAUUUGGAUGGAGGUGAAAUUUUAACAGAAUAUAAAGGACAUAUAGGAUCAAAAGACUAUAGAAUUGAAUGUGGUGUACUAAAGGGUGAUGGAUAUGUAAUAAGUGGCUCUAAAUUUGGGGAAGUUAUUGUUUAUGAUUUUCUAGAAGCUAACAUAGUAAAGCGGCUACAAAUAGGAUCUGGAAAUACAAUUUCAUCAUUAUGUGUACAUCCAUCAAAUGAUCAAAUGUUAUUCGCAAGUGGACGUGAGGUUCAAGUAUGGUCACUAAAUGAUUCUGAUGAAUAAACCUAAAUUAAUGAAAAAUCU
Messenger RNA from Chironomus riparius, 986 nucleotides. NCBI's taxonomy places the organism in Eukaryota, Metazoa, Arthropoda, Insecta, Diptera, Chironomidae. The record is from the annotation of a GenBank genome assembly.